Messenger RNA from Hevea brasiliensis (rubber tree), 1603 nucleotides. RefSeq names its product agmatine coumaroyltransferase-2-like. The record is from RefSeq and is a predicted model, not a curated record. NCBI's taxonomy places the organism in Eukaryota, Viridiplantae, Streptophyta, Magnoliopsida, Malpighiales, Euphorbiaceae. The coding region runs from base 80 to 1411 and encodes 443 amino acids. Gene Ontology annotation, molecular function: acyltransferase activity, transferring groups other than amino-acyl groups. The transcript has a single exon.
UUAGCUAGAUGUGCUUAAAAUAAACCUUCUUUUCUUUUGCUUAGCUAGAUAAUAGCCUUACCUUGAAAAACCCAAAACCAUGAAGGUCAGAGUAGAGAGUACAAGAACGAUUAAGCCAAUUUAUGAAGGCAUUUUUCCUCCCCUAGCCUUACACUGUAUCCCUCUGAGUGUAUUUGAUAAGGUCACCUAUAACACCCACAUUGCAGUCAUUUAUGCGUAUCGUCCACCAAUGCCUACAAAUGCAGCCAUUGAGCUUGGCCUCCAGAAGGCCUUAUCAGAAUACAGGGAGUGGGCUGGAAGAUUAGGGGAAGAUGAGAAAGGUGAUCCAGUCAUUUUUCUAAAUGACAAAGGGGUGAAAUUUGUUGAGGCAUCUGUGGAUUGCAAGCUUGAUCAACUCAUGCCCUUGAAGCCAUCUCCUGUUUUGCUUAGACUUCACCCUAGCUUGAAGGAUGUGGAGGAGCUUGUGCAAGUUCAGCUUACAAGGUUCACUUGCGGUUCAUUAGUGGUUGGCUUCACAUCCCAUCACUCGGUUGCUGAUGGGCAUUCCACCAGCAAUUUCUUGGUUGCAUGGGGGAAAGCUAGUAGGUGUCUUGACAUGAGCCCACUUCCUCUUCAUGAUCGAACCAUUUUCAACCCUCGAAAACCUCCUAAUUUUGAGUUUGAACACAGAGGAGCUGAGUUUAAAAGCAAGAAGCUUCUCAAAGAUUAUCCUAAUAAUUAUGCUGAUAGCUUUGUGGAUGAUAUCGUCGUCCACAAAGUCCAUUUCACGUUGGAUUUUCUCUCCAAGCUCAAGGCCAGAGCUUCUCCACCAUCAAAUAAUGGAAAUAACUUGCAGAACAAGCCUUAUAGCACUUUUGAGAGCCUGGUUGCUCAUCUAUGGAGAGCAAUAACAAAGGCUCGAGGACUCAGUGGGUUCGAAACAACACAUGUGAGAAUCUCAGUGAAUGGACGCAUGCGAAUGAGUCCAAGAGUACCCACUGAAUACUUUGGUAACUUGGUGCUGUGGGCAUUUCCAAGUGCUAGGGUUAAAGACCUACUGCGAGAGCCAUUACCUUAUGCAGCUAAGCUCAUUCAUGAAGCAAUUGCAAAGGUGAACGACAGCUACUUCAAAUCAUUCAUCGACUUUGCCACCCACAAGGCGGAGAAGGAAGAAGACCUCGUGCCCACGGCGGAGAUGAACAAGUCGGUCUUGUGCCCUAAUUUGGAGGUUGAUAGCUGGCUAAGAUUCCCAUUUUAUGACCUGGAUUUUGGAGGAGGAAGUCCUUAUAUAUUCACGCCAUCUUAUUUUCCAACAGAAGGAAUGAUGUUUCUUCUACCUUCAUUCAUCGGAGAUGGAAGCAUAGACGCUUUCAUACCUCUUUUCCAGGACAAUUUGGCUACCUUGAAAGAAAUUAUAUAUUCACUAGACUAAACUAAUAUUUACUACAAUUGAUUCUUUUCUUUUUUGAAAAUUUUAUUUCUUUUUUUUUUUUUUUUUCUAAAGAUCUUGUUAUAAUCAACAUAGUUGUUGUCAUGUAUUUUUCUUGAAGGCGGACCACGUACCUGCGUUGUAAUAACAAAUGCUCAUAUAUAUAGAGAGAGAACCUUAUAUGCAUGGUCUCAU